This is a messenger RNA of Thecamonas trahens ATCC 50062, 1527 nucleotides long. RefSeq lists its product as uncharacterized. Lineage: Eukaryota; Apusomonadida; Apusomonadidae. The record is from RefSeq and is a predicted model, not a curated record. The transcript has 2 exons. Gene Ontology annotation, molecular function: RNA binding. Gene Ontology annotation, biological process: mRNA processing. Gene Ontology annotation, cellular component: nucleus. The coding region runs from base 1 to 1245 and encodes 414 amino acids.
AUGGCUAUGACCGGCGGUCCGGUGAUCGUGGGCAUUCGCGAGACAACCGCGGAUACGGCGACCGAGGGUAUGGCGACCGAGGGUACGGCGACCGUGGAUCGCGGGUACGGCGAUCGUGGGUACGGCGAUCGUGGAUACGGCGAUCGUGGAUACGGCGAUCGUGGAUACGAUCGGCGCGGGUACGACCGGCGCGAGCCGCAGCGGGGCUCGCGGUCGCGGAGAAGCCGGCACUCGCGUGGCUCGGCAUCGCGGGCAGACGACCACGGCCCGCCGCGGGCCAAGGGAGAGGAUCCUGCGACGGCAGCGGAGCGCGAUGCGCGAACGCUGUUUGUGUACAACCUGGCGCGCGAGACGACCGAGGUUCACCUGGCCGACUUUUUUGCACGCGUUGGCGAGGUUGUCGCUGCCACGCUAGUUCUUGACCGCGCCACGGGCAGGACCAAGGGCGUGGCGUAUGUGGAGAUGGCGUCGCUGGAGGCGAUGCGGGCCGCGUUUUCGCUCAGCAACGUCCCGCUCAACGGGCGGCCGAUGAUGAUGCGGCCGUCACUGGCCGGCGGCAACCAGGGCCCACCACCGGUCCUUCCAGUAGGCCGUGGCCCGCAUGUGCGAGGCCCGCCGCCUGGGCACGUCCCACCGCCUGGGCACGUCCCGCCGCCUGGGCACGUCCCGCCGCCUGGUCGCGGCCCGCCGCCUGGUCGCGGCCCGCCGCCUGGUCGCGGCCCGCCGCCGACUGCGCCCAUCAUUCCGGUGAGCGAGGCUGUGGUUGACAGCCUCGACGGCGAGCCGCGCGGAUUGAUCCGUGGGGCAGCGUCGCGCAAGGCGCUUAUCUCGGCCCUGGCCUCGUCGCGCGGCAUUGCGCUCGACGAGCUGUCGUCGAGCUCGGCGUCGGCGCCUGCGCCAGCAGCGGUGGUCACCGCGACUGCUGCCGCACCCCCUGUUGGUGCCACCAAGGUCGCGGCGUCGGACUGCAUCCGGCUUGCCAACAUGUUUGAGCCACAGACAACCGCAGACCCCGAGUUUGAGGCCGAGCUCCGCGAUGACGUUGUCGACGAGCUCUCGCAGCAUGCAACCGUCAAGCACUCGUUUGUCGACCUCGCCGCGGGAUACAUCUACGCCAAGCUCAGCUCUGUGGCCGAGGCCGAGGCUGCACUCGCCCGUGUCGACGGUCGCAAGUUUGACGGCCGCCUUGUCGCCGCCCACUUUAUCGACCGCGUCGUGUACGACACAAAGUUUGGCCUUGCCUAGCCGCGGCGCCUAGCUGACCUUGGCCUUGCCGCCGCUCUCACCUCGUAGAGCCUUGAUCAGCCCACGGGUAAUCGGAACUGUCCACACUGCCGAAAGCACAAGCAGCAGCGCCAUCGAGAGGAAGCCGAACCAGGCCUGGACCGCGGGCACGCCGUCGAGCUCGGGCGUGCCGCUUAUGAUGUCGACCGCAACACCGUAGCUGAGCACGGAGAACAGGACCAGGCGGAGCGCAAUUUGCGUCACCCACAGCAAGAUGCCGGUAAACGUGAGGAAGAGCCCAGA